UCAGCAGCAGCGGUCAUCAGCAGCGAUCAGCGGCGCACGGCGUGAAGGGAAGAUUCCCCUUCCACGAGGAACAAUCAAAAUGGUGGUUUCGUACAACGCGGGUGAUGUGGUGCUGUAGACAGACCUCGGCUCGCAUCGUCGUGAUCGUUUGAGAGAGACGCGAAAGACGUGAGCGUUAAUACGCGAAGCCGGAUAACGCAACAUGGGGGACCCGAAGAGCCAGCACGGCGGGCAGGAGAUGAAAGGCUGGCUUUUCAAGUGGACCAACUACUUGAAAGGUUAUCAACGGAGAUGGUUCGUCCUGUCAAACGGGCUUCUGUCGUAUUACAGGGCCGAACCGACAGGGGGGCCAAAGAUAUCAACGCGACGCAAGCGGAGGACUGGCAGAGCCUCCGAAAACCCUGCGGAGAUGUCCCACACCUGCCGCGGCACGAUUUCCUUACACGGGGCCUUAAUACAUACAGUGGACGCCUGUACUUUUGUCGUCAGCAACGGUGGCACGCAAACCUUUCACAUCAAGGCAUCGACCGAGGUGGAGCGACAGCAAUGGGUUACGGCGCUCGAAUUGGCAAAAGCCAAAGCGAUUCAAGCAAUGGAAUCUGAAGAAGAGGAGGAGGAAUAUCAAGAUAACGACAAUCAAAACGUAGAAACUGCGUCUGUGAUUAAGGAUUUAACGCGACGAUUGGACGAUCUGCAAGCAUGCAACGAUUUAAUAUCCAAGCAGGGAGCUGCGCUUCAACGAGCUUUAUCCGACUUGGAAAUGUUAGAGCCUCCGUCCCCCGAUUUGGCGGCAAAAUUCAAGACCGUCAGCGAGCGAGCUACGCUUUUUCGGAUUGCGGCAAAUGCUAUGAUUAGUACGAGCAACGAUUACUUGCAACUAGCCCAGCAACAAGAGCCUAAAUGGAAAAAGAUGCUACAGCAUGAGCGAGACCAGAAGGUGCGGAUAGAGAAGAUGGUUGAACAACUAGCUAGGCAACAUUCUCAUUUGGAGGAAGCUGCACAACAUGCGAUUCCUUCAGUAACACUUGCAGGAGGACACCGGCCUUCACAUCCCGCAACUACGACAUCACCGUCGGAAGAUGAGGAAGAUAAUGCUGAAUUUUAUGAUGCGCAAGAAUCAGAUACUUUCACUCUAAGCAUACCCGGAGUGGCCACGAGCAAUUCCAUUUCCCACACGAGAGAUCGCACCGAUUCCCAAGGUAGUGACGAUGGCUCCAGUUCAGAAGGGGAUCCGACACCUUUGCCUGUUUCCGAUUCCACUGGUGCAGAGUCGUUUCUCAUUGUGACCGAUUCUACAGCAGCACAGACUCCUUCACCCGUCGCGACCACAGACGACCUGGACAAUACUUGGCAAGCCAACAAUGGCGGUAGCGGCACCAGGGUGACCACAGUUUCCAAAAGGAAGCGAAGGAUUAAGGUACCUGAUAAACCAAAUUAUCCCUUGAAUCUAUGGAGUAUCAUGAAAAACUGUAUUGGCAAGGAUUUGUCAAAAAUUCCUAUGCCAGUUAAUUUCUCCGAACCACUUAGUAUGCUUCAACGGCUGACAGAAGACUAUGAAUAUGCAGACAUUCUGGAUAGGGCUGCGGAAUGUACAGAUAGCUAUGAACAGAUGGCUUAUGUAGCUGCGUUCACUAUAUCUAGUUAUUCUACAACUGCUACCAGAACGGGAAAGCCUUUCAAUCCUCUUUUGGGUGAAACUUACGAGUGUGAUCGUACAGAUGAUCUUGGAUGGCGCGCAAUUUCGGAACAAGUAUCUCAUCAUCCGCCUAUGCUAGCACAGUAUUGCGAAGGAAAGAAGUGGCGGUGUUGGCAAGAGUUUACAAUGGCCUCCAAGUUUCGUGGAAAAUAUCUCCAGGUAAUUCCUUUGGGUACUGCUCAUUUGGAAUUUGACAUUGGACAACAGCACUAUACAUGGCGUAAAGUUACUACUACGGUACAUAAUAUUAUAGUUGGAAAAUUGUGGGUCGAUCAGAGUGGUGAUAUGGAUAUCGUAAAUCAUAAGGAAGGUAUCAAGUGCCAUUUGAAAUAUAUACCUUACUCGUAUUUUUCGCGAGAUAGUCAGCGUAAGGUGAAAGGAGUAGUAAUGAAUUCUAAUAAGGAAGUCAAAUGGGUAGUACAGGGUACAUGGGAUGCGAAAAUAGAAAUUGCUCCAGUAAUCAGCACGUCUGGUACACCUGAUAAUCCAGUCUAUAAGACUGGCCCCUACAUAUUGGCGUGGAAACGACGUAUGCCUACUGAUGACUGUGAAAAGUAUUAUUCAUUCACCGAAUUAGCGUGUCAAUUGAAUGAACCAGAAGAGGGCAUAGCUCCGACAGAUUCUCGAUUGAGGCCCGAUCAGCGAUUAAUGGAAAAUGGACGGUGGGACGAAGCUAAUGCUGAAAAAUUGCGUUUAGAAGAAAAACAAAGAGCGUGCAGACGAGCACGCGAGCAUGAUGCCGAAAAGGCUGCCGCACAAGGUUUACCUUAUGAGGCAUAUGAACCAUUGUGGUUCACGAAGAAACAGGAUCCGUAUACAGAUAGUCGUUGUUACGUUUACAACGGCGAAUAUUGGGAUUGUAAGAGUAAAGGUGAUUGGUCACGAUGUCCAAACAUAUUUUAGUUCAUUAUAUAAAUUAUAUAUUCGAUUAUGAUUAUGAGACUCGUCACACAUGUAUAUGCAGUGCAAACAGGUUUUGGAUUACUCACAAGUGACGAUAGUCGAGAUUAUAGUAUAAGUCGCGACCGCUUGUGGUGAAAAAACUUGAAUGCUUAUAAAAUAAUGUUGACGUGAUAAUGGGAUUGUUAUAGGAUAUGGUGUAGCGAGUUUAAUUCUUCCGAAAUUGCUGGCACUUUGAUAUGUAUAAUAUGCAGUUUGCGUAUAUGCAUGUCACGUCAUCUUUGUUAUUUUUGAUUCUCUUCCUCUGCAGCAUUUUGUUUUUUUCUUUUCAAAUACAAUUAGGCGCAUUUAAUGCAGUGCUUAUUCAAUAUACAUUCGUAUAUUAUUUUUUGUUGAAAGAUUUUGUAAAAUUAAUGUAAAUAAGUACUUUCAAAUUUUUUAAUAUGAUUACAAAUGCAUAUUUAAAUUUUGCUGUACGAAUUGAAGAAUCGAUGCUGAAGCGAGAAUCGAUAAAACUAAGCCAAUAUUUUACUACAUCAGCCUAAAACUGAGAUAGCAAUAUUACGAUCGUAGAGAGAGCUCGUAAAGAAGUACUAUCACCUUAAUCGGGAGGAGGGGAUAAUAAUCAAGCUCAAUGUUUCACUUUUAUAAUAUAUCCAGUAUUUUCAAUUUAUUUUUAGACGAAUACAAAUUUAAUUUUCUAGAAACUAAUCCUUAAGUUUUAUCAAAAUUAGUUGUUAGUCCACUAUAUGUAGAUGAAAAUUUUGUGUAUUUCAUCAUUGAUCCAUUGCUAAAAGUAUUUGCAAAUGCAAUAUGCAGAUUUGCACAGCGAGAAAUAAAACUGAGUUGUAUUCGAUAUACAUUGAUAUAAAUCGAGAUGCAAUAAUAUUUUUGUUUCUCACACAGCUCGUUUUUAUGAAGAUAAACAGAAGAUAGACAUUUAGAAGUAUCAAAAAAUUCCAAUUUAUAAUUUUAAUAUAUAUUAGAAUAUGUUUAGUAAUCGUGUCGUAAUAUUUCUCUGCAUUCUUGUGCAGUAUGUAUCUGAAAUAUUCGAAAUGAAAAUAUAAAAAUAUCGGCAGUAUUGUCUAAAUUGAGAAUGAAUAUAGAUAUUGUACAUUAAGAGAUUUAUUCAAUGAUUUCGGAUACACAAGUGCAACGAUAAUCUGAUCGCUCUGUAUUUUAUGUAAUAUAAAUCGACAACCAUGAUGCUUCCAAGUUUGGCCAGUGUUGUUAUUGCGAAAACCACGCCAUUAUGCAUUAUACAUGCUCACGCAAACUUUGAGCCCGUUAGAUAGAAAGGAUACUUUAUUGAGCUAAAAUGCGGUGCGGUAUCAUUAUGGAAGUAGAAUGAUAAAGACCGGAAAUACUUGAAAUGCGAAUCGCGAAGGCUCCUAAGUGCUGCUCCGCCUGAUCAAGUGAAUCUAAAUCGGGCCCCGAGCUUAAUUUCCGAUUGCUUCUUUUUGAAAAUUAUAACAUAGAAAUACUCACACGUCUACAAGCAAGCGUGAAUGAUUUAUAGCGAAUGAUUUGCGUUUGCAUCUAUAUGUAUGUAUGUAUGUAUGUAUGUAUAUGUAUGCAUGAAGUAUGUAUGCUGUUUGUCAAUACACGCAUACACACACGGUUAAUUGAUGAAACUUAUUGUAUAUCCCCCUUGUGAGCGCAUAGGCUGCUUCAUUCGCGACGUUAUCAGGUGUAUAGUUGUAUCCAGCCGUGUGCACGAAUAAUAUAUCUCGACGAUAAGUCGAGCGGAAUGGCUAGCUUA
This is a messenger RNA of Camponotus floridanus (Florida carpenter ant), 4358 nucleotides long. It is a transcript of the gene Osbp, whose product is annotated as oxysterol-binding protein 1. The record is from RefSeq and is a predicted model, not a curated record. Bases 203 to 2599 code for a protein of 798 amino acids. Lineage: Eukaryota; Metazoa; Arthropoda; Insecta; Hymenoptera; Formicidae. The transcript is spliced from 11 exons. Gene Ontology annotation, molecular function: sterol binding. Gene Ontology annotation, cellular component: intracellular membrane-bounded organelle; membrane; cytosol.